Messenger RNA from Hydatigera taeniaeformis, 1635 nucleotides. The record is from the annotation of a GenBank genome assembly. Lineage: Eukaryota; Metazoa; Platyhelminthes; Cestoda; Cyclophyllidea; Taeniidae.
AUGAAGCAGAUAAUGUUUUCAAGGUCACGUGGUGAUCAAGUCUUGCUCGCGAAUGUGGUUUCGCGUCUGAGAAUGAUAUUCAGGUGGCGGCAUUCGGGAGUAAUUAUGAAAGAUAUCGUAAAGAGACGAGAGCAGGUACUACUUGGUGGUGGUAAAGAGCGUAUCGAUGCCCAGCAUGGGCGCGGAAAGCUCACUGCGCGUGAGCGGUUGGAUAUUCUUCUCGAUGACGAUAGCUUCAUCGAGUAUGACGCUUUCAUGGAGCACUCUUGCACAAACUUUGGAAUGGAGAAAAACAAGAUUCCUUGUGAUAGUGUUGUCACUGGUCAUGGCAAAAUUAAUGGUCGCAGUGUAUUCAUAUAUAGCCAGGACUUCACUGUCUAUGGAGGUAGUCUUGGGAUGGUUCACUCCCAGAAGAUCUGCAAAGUAAUGGAUCAAGCGAUGCUGAUUGGUGCGCCUAUUAUUGGUCUUAAUGAUUCCGGAGGCGCUCGUAUUCAAGAGGGUGUUGAUUCUCUGGCCGGCUACUCAGAGAUUUUUCAGCGUAACAUCGAUGCUUCUGGUGUCGUUCCUCAAAUAUCUCUUAUCAUGGGUCCUUGUGCUGGUGGUGCUGUCUAUUCCCCAGCCCUUAUGGAUUUUAUUUUCAUGGUUCGGGAUACUUCUCAUCUCUUUAUCACCGGCCCUGAGGUCGUAAAACAGGUCACAAAUGAGACAGUAACUCAGGAAGAACUAGGCGGCUCUGAAAUUCACACCACCGUCUCUGGUGUUGCGCACAGAGCUUUUGACAACGAAGUGGAAGCUCUACUUUCCCUGAGAGAGUUUAUUACCUUUCUGCCCUCAAGUAAUCAUGAAGCGCCGCCGUGUAGAGAGUGUCACGAUCCUGUGGAUCGUUUGAUUCCGUUUCUUGAUUACGUCGUUCCAAAGGAUCCUUCCACUUCCUAUGAUAUGCACAAAGUAAUCCACGCCGUCGUGGACGAAUCGGAUUUUUUCGAGCUAAUGCCUACAUUUGCACCCAACCUCCUCACUGGCUUUGCACGCCUGGCUGGUCGACCGGUGGGCAUUAUUGCUAACCAGCCUACAGUGGCUGCGGGUUGCAUAGAUAUUAACGCAGCCGUGAAGGGAGCUCGAUUUGUUCGCUUCUGUGAUGCCUUUGGCUUCCCGUUGGUUAACCUGGUCGAUGUUCCCGGUUUCUUGCCUGGCGUUGGCCAAGAGGCUGGAGGUAUAAUUCGUCAUGGAGCAAAGCUGAUCUUUGCCUACUGUGAAGCGAGUGUGCCCAAAGUGACGGUGAUCACGCGCAAGGCGUACGGUGGAGCAUAUUGCGUGAUGAGCUCGAAGCACCUUCGUGGCGACAUGAACUAUGCUUGGCCUAGUGCUGAGAUUGCAGUUAUGGGAGCGAAAGGCGCUGUACCAAUAGUGUUCCGUGAGAGGCUUGCCGCAUUUGAGUCGAUAGCUACUCUAGAGGCCGACUACGAGCGUGCUUUUGCUGGUCCGUUUCCAGCACUGGCGCGUGGCUAUCUUGAUGGCAUUAUCGAGCCGCGUACAACUCGAGCACGACUCUGCGCUGACUUGGACCUCUUAAAGGGUAAACGUUUGCCUUCCAUCAGUCUGUACCCACGGAAACAUGCCAACAUGCCGCUUUGA